ACCAGCUGACUUACAAAGGACACAUAGUGUUUAUAACAAAGCUCAGAAAAUGCUAAAGCUUAAAGGAGAAUUGAGAGCUGCCAAGGAAAUGAAAGAUGAGGCGUUGGAGAGAGACAGAGAAGUGAGCAGCCUGAACAGCAAGCUGUUGAGCCUGCAGCUUGACAUCAAGAAUCUGCAUGAUGUCUGCAAGAGACAGGGGAAGACCUUGCAAGAGAAUCAGCUCUGUGUAGAGGAGGCAAUGUUGAACGGCAGCCACAACAAGAAUCAAGCACAGGUAUUAGCGUUCGAGGAGUCACCAAUGGAGUUCGGGUCCAGUAAACAGUGUCAUCUGAGACAACUUCAGCAACUGAAGAAAAAAUUGCUGGCCCUUCAGCAAGAACUGGAGUACCGCACACAGGAGUUGCAGACUUCCUACUGUUCUCUCCUGCAGUAUCAGUCCAUCCUAGAGAAGCAGACUUCCGACCUGGUUCUUCUUCACCAUCACUGCAAGCUGAAAGAAGAUGAGGUGGUUCUCUAUGAGGAGGAAAUGGGAAAUCAUAAUGAGAACACAGAGGAGAAGCUCCACUUGGCACAGGAGCAACUUAUCUUGGCCGGAGACAAGAUCGUUUCCCUAGAAAGGAGCUUAAACCUCUACAGGGAUAAAUACCAAACUUCCCUGAGCAACAUCGAGUUACUGGAGUGCCAGGUGAAAAUGUUGGAGGGUGAGCUCAGCGGGAUCAUCAGUCAGGAGCCUGAGAACAAGGGUGAUCAUUCAAAGGUGCAUAUAUACACUUCUUCCUGCAUGAUUCAAGAGCAUCAGGAGACCCUGAAACGACUCUCUGAAGUCUGGCAAAAGGUCUCUGAACAGGAUGAUCUAAUCCAGGAACUUCGAAAUAAACUAGCCUGCAGUAACGCUUUGGUUCUGGACCGUGAAGAGACUUUGAUAAAAUUACGAACAGACUUUGCUUCUUAUAAAGCCACCCAUAGACAUCCUCCCAGCUCCUCAGAAGAUUGUGAAGACAUCAAAAAGAUACUGAAGCACUUGCAGGAGCAGAAGGACAGCCAGUGCCUGCACGUGGAGGAGUACCAGAACCUGGUGAAGGACCUGCGCAUGGAGCUGGAGGCCGUGUCGGAACAGAAGAAAAACAUCAUGAAGGACAUGAUGAAGCUGGAGCUGGACCUGCACGGGCUGAGAGAGGAGACGUCUGCCCACGUGGAGAGGAAGGAUAAGGAGGCCGCUAUCCUGCAAUGCCGGCUGCAGGAGCAGCAGCUGCAGUUCACCGAGAUCCAGAAGCUCUCUUUGAAGAAAGACAAGCUGCUCCAAGAGAAAGACGAAAUACUGCACCAGCUAGAGAAGAAACUGACGCAGGUUCAGAACUGCCUCCUGAGAAAGGAGAAAGAGCUGGAGAAGCAGCAGCGCAUGAUGACAGACCUUGAAAUGACCGUCAAGGAGUCUAAGCAGGACAAGUCCAAGGUGGAGUGUGGGGCCCUGCGGGCUGAGGUCCAGAAGCUGAAGGAAUGUCUCGAAGAGGCCAAACAGCAGCAGAGGCUGGCCGCUCAGCAAGUAGCCCAGUAUAAGGAUGAGGCCAUGCUGGCAGAGAAGAACCUGGAGGAUGCCCAGAGGAAACUGCAGCAUUGCAUUUUCCAGGACAAGCAGAAGGCAGACACCAUUCAGGAACUGCAGAAAGAAAUUCAGAAGCUACAGAAGGAGUCCUCGAUGGCUGAAGAGGAAAAAGCAUUGUCCAGGAGACGGAUAGAAGAGCUGUCAUCGGAACUCUCGGAGGCCCUGAGGAAGCUUGAACAUUCAGACAAGGAAAAGAAGCAGCUUCAGAAGACAGCAGCUGAGCAGGAUGUGAAAAUAAAUGAACUGCUAGAUCAUAUCAAAAAAAUCCAGCACCAGCACAAGGAGUUAUCCUGCAUCAAAACCAAGUUGGAAGAGGAGCUUCAGGAUGCAAAAAAGUUACUGGAGGAGAAACGGGAACAAUUGAAAAAGAGCAAAGAACAGGAGAAGUUGCUGGAGGAAGAACUUGAAGCUUUGCGACAGGAAACAAAAAAGAAAGAAAAGUCGUGGAAGGAGAAUACAAGAAAGCUGGAGGACAAAAAUGAGAAUGUCGGAGCAGAGUUAAUGCAUUGUUCUACACAACUGGAAACCACUCUCAGCAAAUACAGUGCCAGCCAGCAAGUCGUCCAAGAGCUGAAUAAAGAGAUAACCCUUCAUAAGGAGUCCAUACGGAGUCUGGAGGCCCAGGUGGACAAGGCUCUGCAGAAGGAGAAGCACUAUCUCCAGACCAUGGUCGCUAAAGAAACCUAUGAAGCCUUGUCCCGGAAGUCAGUGGCCUGCCAAGAUGACCUGGCACAAGCCCUCGAGAAGCUCAAUCAUGCCACCUCGGAGACAAAGAGCCUGCAACGAAGCUUGACACAGACCCAAGAGAAGAAAUGUCAUCUGGAAGAGGAAAUCAUUGCUUAUGAGGAGAGGAUGAAAAAGCUCAAUGUGGAAUUAAAAAAACUGCAGGGCUUCCACCAGGAGAGCGAGAUAGAGGUGCAUGCCUUCGACAAGAAGCUAGAGGAGAUGAGCUGCCAGGUGCUGCAGUGGCAGAAGCAGCACCAGAAUGACCUCAAGAUGCUGGCAGCUAAAGAGGAGCAGCUCAGGGAGUUCCAGGAGGAAAUGGCCACCCUGAAAGAGAACCUCCUUGCAGAUGAGAAGGAGCCAUGCUGCCUGCCCCAGCGGUGUGUGCCCAAAGAUCCCUGCAGGAUGCACCGAGACAAUGAUCAGAUCAUGACCAACAUGGAGCAAUGGGCAAAAGAGCAGAAGAUCGCUAAUGAGAAACUAGGAAACAAGCUGCGUGAGCAGGUCAAAUACAUCGCCAAGCUGACUGGUGAAAAGGACCACCUCCACAACGUAAUGGUCCACCUGCAGCAGGAAAACAAGAAGCUGAAGAACGAGAUAGAAGAUAAGAAAAUGAAAGUGGGGAGCACCCGGCCGUGCACCAAAGCCCUAGGCCCGAGCAGAGCGGAGCCCGCACAGAAGGGGAAACUGUGCAGUUCACUGGGCUGGAAGGGGACGUCCCAGGACACAGGCCAAAGAAUGGACAUCGUCAAGCUCAUCGGGAUGCCCCACUGCUCAGGUUCCUCGUAUUGCUAGAAGCAGCGUCUCGCCCUGCGCAUCAUUUCCUCACAUGUUUCUCAGAGGACCGUGAGUUCCCGCCCCUCUCUCUUGACCUGGAUCAGCUCUUACAGGAAUAUAGCAUGGUCCCAGCCUGUUUUUCAAGAUGCAGACAUUUUGCUGAGUUAUGUCUGCUUCCUAGAAUGAAGUGAGCUUUGGAACCAUAUUACCAUCUCCAGGCCCAAACUCUAAAAUAAACACAUGAGCAUGAGC
This is a messenger RNA of Lemur catta (Ring-tailed lemur), 3355 nucleotides long. It is a transcript of the gene PMFBP1, whose product is annotated as polyamine modulated factor 1 binding protein 1. Lineage: Eukaryota; Metazoa; Chordata; Mammalia; Primates; Lemuridae. Gene Ontology annotation, biological process: spermatogenesis. The transcript is spliced from 21 exons. The coding region runs from base 50 to 3121 and encodes 1023 amino acids. The record is from RefSeq and is a predicted model, not a curated record.